This is a messenger RNA of Mytilus trossulus (common blue mussel), 909 nucleotides long. RefSeq names its product beta-1,3-galactosyltransferase 1-like. The record is from RefSeq and is a predicted model, not a curated record. Bases 1 to 909 code for a protein of 302 amino acids. Gene Ontology annotation, cellular component: Golgi membrane. The transcript has 3 exons. Lineage: Eukaryota; Metazoa; Mollusca; Bivalvia; Mytilida; Mytilidae. Gene Ontology annotation, molecular function: hexosyltransferase activity.
AUGGUGUACUCGUCUCCCGAUCAUUUUGAAAGGAGAAAAUUAUUGAGGAAAACUUUUUUGAACUCGACAUUUUACAAGCAAGAAACUAUCAGAGCGAUAUUUCGUCUUGGAGAAGUCGACAAUUCUUCACUACAGCACACCAUUGAACAGGAAAAUCGAGUUUUCCAAGACAUUAUACAGGGUAAAUUUAUAGAUUCCUAUCAUAAUUUGACUUAUAAAGGAGUUUUGGGAUUCAAAUGGAUUUCCGAAAAUUGUCGAAAUGCUAAAUUUGCUGCCAAAAUAGACGACGAUGUGAUUGUAAACUUCUUAAAAAAUUUUAAACACUUUUCGUUCAUUAAAUUAAAAAGGAGAUUUUUAAUGUGCGAUAAAGUAAAUCCAAACUUAUAUCCAAUACAACGUGAUGCGAAUGAAAAAUGGAAUGUGCAAAAUGAUGUGUUUAAAAGGAUGUUGCGUUAUCCUUAUACUUCUUGUUUAGGUCCGGCAGUAUUCAUAUCUCGAGAUCUGAUUCCGAUUUUAUAUACCACUGCAUCAAUGUCACCAUUUUUUUGGAUAGAGGAUAUUUAUCUGUUCGGGAUACUUCCCUCAAAGAUUCCAGCUUUAGUUCACUACGGCAUCAAUCAGAAUGUUUCAUAUAAUUACAAUUACACAGCAGACUGUUUUGGAAAGCAGAGAAAAGAAUGUGGUUUGGUAGUGGGUAUGCCAGAACCUGAAGAUAGUCAUGCAACAAUACAUUGUAUUCAAGAGUCAAGUUCUUCCAAUAAUUUUGAUAUAUACGUAGAAGUCCAACAUUAUGCAAAACUUGAAAAAUAUAAUCAGGGGAAACCAAAUGCCGAUAAGUCCAUUAGACAUAGUACAACAACAACAUUGCAGCAUGCGUACCAAUUGGCAGAUACAGACCAUAUGUCAUAA